Molecule: messenger RNA, 1240 nt
Organism: Cynara cardunculus var. scolymus (artichoke)
Lineage: Eukaryota; Viridiplantae; Streptophyta; Magnoliopsida; Asterales; Asteraceae
Product: thylakoid lumenal 19 kDa protein, chloroplastic
Exons: 1
Coding region: 250-1026 (258 amino acids)
Source: RefSeq, a predicted model, not a curated record
UAACGAUUUAUUGGAAAUUCUCUGAUUCUUUUGGAAACUCGAUUAAAUGGGCCCUCAUAAUUUACGCCUGUGAAAUAUUAUUAGUUUACUCCUAAACUAAUAAUACGCCAAUACUUGAGGGACCAUUUUUGUUAUUUACCAAACUUAUGGAUAAGGGAAAAUCCAUCACUCUAUCACUCACCAUUCCAGUUGACAGAUAAACAAACCCACAAACAACAUAAGCAAAAACCAAAUCAACAAUCCAAUUCCAUGGCCACCAUUUUCUCACCUUCAGCCCUCUUUACCACCACCACCGGCGCCGCCGCAUCCUCCUCCUCCUCCUCCACCACCUCCUCCUCUACCACCCCUUCCAAAACAUCAUCUCUAACCAAACCCCACCUUCCCAUCCGAUCCACCACCAAACCACAAUUACCGAACUUAACUACCACAGCAUUAACCGCAACCGCGCUAGCUGCAGCCACCAUCAUAGCCACCACCACCACCAUCAUCCCUCCUGCCCUAUCUGCUGAAUCUUACGCCACAUAUUACGGCACUGCCGCCAGUGCCGCAAACUAUGGCGGCUAUGGUGGAAACUCCGACAAGAAACGAUCCGCUGAAUACAUUUACGACAUCCCAGAAGGAUGGAAAGAGCGGCUAGUAUCAAAAGUCGAAAAAGGAACCAAUGGAACCGAUAGCGAAUUCUACAACCCGAAAAAGAAGACCGAAAAAGAGUACCUGACGUUUCUCGGUGGGCUCCGGCAGUUAGCUCCAAAAGAAGCAGUUCUAAACAAUCUGGCGCUUUCGGAUGUGAAUUUGCAGGAUUUGAUUGCGAGUGCAGAUAGUGUGAGCUCGGAAGAGACCAAGGACGAGAACGGGCAGGUAUAUUAUGUAUACGAGAUCGAUAGCGCGAGCGCGCACAGCUUGAUCUCGGUUACGUGUGCCAGGAACAAGUUGUAUGCGCAUUUUGUGAUGGCACCUGCAGCAGAGUGGAAAAAGGACCAGGAGACGUUAAAGCACAUCCAUGAGUCUUUCAAGACUGUUGGAUAGAAAAGAGUUCAAUUUUUGAAAUUAAUAGCGGACCUCCGUGCGAAUGUGAUCAUGCAUACCCAUAAGUACAUUUGGCUUUGGAUGCAUCAAGUGUUUGUACCAUGCAUUAUUACUGUACUAAAUCUAAUGCAUGACAAAGUAAUAUAAAUGAUGUCUUCACUGCAUUCUUACUUCAGGAUAAAUGAUGAGUUCAAAUCAAGUCAUACUUCAUCAA